GAUCUAAGCCCCACCCCCGGUAGUUCCGCUUCCGGCAGCACCAGAUAAGUCGCGAGAGGAGAGUUAAAGCCUUGCCGUUUGCAUUUAGGACCACUGGGUUCACGAUGGUCCGCAGCGGGAAGAAUGGCGACCUUCACCUGAAACAGAUUGCGUAUUAUAAACGGACAGGCGAGUACCACCCAACUACACUGUCAAGUGAGAGAAGCGGCAUAAGACGAGCAGCGAAGAAAUUUGUCUUCAAAGAAAAAAAGCUGUUUUAUGUUGGAAAAGAUAGAAAACAAAGUCGUUUGGUAGUUGUUUCAGAAGAGGAGAAGAAGAAAGUCCUAAGGGAGUGCCAUGAAAACGGCACUGGAGUUCAUCACGGCAUCUCCAGAACCCUCACGUUAGUGGAGUCCAGUUACUACUGGACCUCUGUGACCAAUGAUGUCAAACAGUGGGUGUAUGCUUGCCAGCAUUGCCAAGGAGUAAAGAGCACAGUGCUGGUGGCACCUGAGCAGCGCCUCCUCACCGUGACAAGCCCGUGGAGUGUAGUGACUGUCGAUCUGAUGGGACCCUUUCAUGCAAGCGACAGGAGUCAUGUGUAUGCUAUAAUCGUGACUGAUUUGUUCACAAAAUGGGUUAUGAUUUUGCCUUUAUGUGAUGUUUCAGCGUCAGAAAUUUCUAAAGCAAUUAUCAAUGUAUUUUUCUUAUAUGGACCUCCUCAGAAAAUAGUAAUGGACCAAAGAGAUGAAUUCAUUGAACAGAUAAAUACAGAACUGUAUAGGUUGUUUGGUACAACACAGAUGGUAAUUUCUCAUGCUUCCGGAAGUGUCAGUCCAUCUGAAAGUACACCUGGCACAAUCAAAGCCUUUCUCUCCAGAUACUGCGCCGACCACCCCAACACCUGGGAUGAGCAUCUACCAGCACUUUCCUUUGCCUUCAACGUGACUCACUCAGAGCCGAGUAAAAACACACCGUAUUUCCAAAUGUUCAACCGGAAUCCUUGUGUGGUAGAGUGUCCUCAUGACGUGGGUGGGGAAAAUACAAGCGUGUUUGCCAGAAUCAUAGCUGCCAUUAGAGAGGCUGAUGCAGUGUUGGAGAACAAGACACCAUCAGCCGCCCAGAUGGAGAACGACAAUUCGGAAGAAUCAAACAAAGCCAAGACUGUUAAAAAGAAACCAAAGCAGUUAAAUCCAUUUCAUUUAAAAGUGGGUCAUGAAGUUUUAAGACAAAGGAAAAACUGGUGGAAAGAUGGUCGUUUCCAGUCUGAAUGGGUUGGUCCUUGUGUCAUAGACUAUAUUACAGAAAGCGGAUGUGCUGUCCUGAGAGACAAUACUGGGACCAGACUUAAAAGACCUAUCAAAAUGUCCCACCUCAGGCCUUAUGUGAGAGAGUCCAUCGAGCAAGACAGUCUGUAUCUCUUGCAAGGUUCAGUGGUAGCAGAUCACGACUACAUCGGAUUACCUGAAAUCCCAGUUGGAGCAUACCAGGCAAAUAUUCUGGUAGAAGAUGCAACUAUUGGUGUGGCUGAUAAUGAAUUAUUGGCAUCAGGCAAGGAUCAUGGACUCUUGGAUUAUAGAAAUUCCAAAAUCUCCGCAUUGGUAGAGGAUCAGAGUUCUCUUGAGAAACAGACUUUCAGUCUCCUGGAUUCUUCAAAUCAAGUCCUUGAGUACUUAAGUUAGUAAAUACCAAAACUAAUUUCAAAUGCUUGCUUAGAAUGUAUAUAUUCCUAGAUUGUAAGCACUUUAUUAAAAUAUGUUGUAGAGAAGAAAUAUCUUAAUACAGUAUUAUUAGCUAAAUUCUGAAGGCUUAUUUUAAAACCUAUGUAAAGUUGUGACACAUUAGAAAACAAAACUAAUAUACAUAGCAGAAGUAUACAAUGCAGAGAAUUCAGGAAUCUUUCAGGGAAUAGACAAAAUCCAGUUGCUGCUUUGGAAAUAAAUUCAAGUAGAAAAUUCUCAAGCCUUCUUCUAAUAUUGGUACUGCAUUUUCUGUUCUAAAUUUUUUCAGUAAUAUUUCACCUUAAAAUAAAUUUAAAUGACUUAUGAUUUAGUUAGUAAAUGUUGAGUGAACGAUAAUAUGAACCUUUUUUUCUGUGACAUUGGAACUUUUUAACGUGUGUGUGUGUGCGUGUGUGUGUUUCUGACUGUGACUCUGUGUGUGCAAGUACAGUGCCUGUAAAGGCUAGAAGAAGGUGGUGGAUAUUCUGAAGUUGACAUUACAGAUGGUUGUGAGCCAACCACUGGGAGAAUUGGGAACCACACUUGGAUCUGCUGUAUCAGCAGGAUAUACUGUAGCUAAAAGGCAAGAGACUAUCAGGGAAAGAAUUAAUCCUCUGACCUCAUAAUAGAGACCAAAGAAAUUGCAAAUAGAAUUCUAGAAAGAAACUGUAAAAAGAAAAACAGAGAAAGAAGAGGUGUGAUUGUGCCUCCUCUGCUCUCCUCAGUGGAGCUGAGUUCAUGAAGGGAUUCUACUACAAUGCCUACAUGGUAGAUAAAGUGGUCCUGUCAUUUGUCAUCUCAGUGAAGUCACUUUCUUCUGUUUCUUUUAGAGAUCAUCUGACUUGACAUUGGCCUAUUUAACUUGUUCUAUUUAAGGAGGCCAGUUAGCAUUCAGAUUCAUUUCUGAAUUACAGAUUCUGAACAGCUAAAAUUAAGUUUUCCUUUCCUAAGUAAUUUCUCAUCAGAUUUUUGUAAUGUGUUAUGAGUCAUAUCAGGCUACAUUAUUCUCUGUGCAAAUUAUCCCCAAAUCUUAGUGACUUAAAACAAUAAAGUUUCUUUCUUGGCCA
Mesocricetus auratus (golden hamster) is the source of this 2767-nucleotide messenger RNA. RefSeq names its product gypsy retrotransposon integrase 1 (gene Gin1). NCBI's taxonomy places the organism in Eukaryota, Metazoa, Chordata, Mammalia, Rodentia, Cricetidae. The record is from RefSeq and is a predicted model, not a curated record. Gene Ontology annotation, biological process: DNA integration. The transcript has 7 exons. Bases 105 to 1661 code for a protein of 518 amino acids. Gene Ontology annotation, molecular function: nucleic acid binding.